Melampsora larici-populina 98AG31 is the source of this 1246-nucleotide messenger RNA. RefSeq lists its product as uncharacterized. Lineage: Eukaryota; Fungi; Basidiomycota; Pucciniomycetes; Pucciniales; Melampsoraceae. Bases 353 to 1018 code for a protein of 221 amino acids. The record is from RefSeq and is a predicted model, not a curated record. The transcript has 3 exons.
AUUCCCCAUUCAUCAAAACAACAGCCGGGUAGUCUACGUUCUGCUCUCUAUCGAACUUGUCCCCGUUGAUCACAUCUGUUGUUUGGAGCAAGUUCGCAAGACUUCGUCAACGGUGACACUCGUCCUUGUGUUCAUCAAGACAAUCGGCUCCGUUUUGCCAAUGCAUCUAUCUCUCGACUUGACUUUCCAUGAAUCGUAAGUGAUUGUUAUAUAAUGACCAUCAAACCUCUUCAUUCUGCUUCAUUCAGGUUCUACUUCAAGUCACAAGAAUCAAACUCACUCCACCUCUCAAUCAAGCUCGCUCAAACUCUCAAUCAAAUUUACUGGUCUAAUCUACACUUAACAUAAAGUCAUGUCGUCCAUCACCAUCUACGGCAACCUCACUUUGGCGGGGAACUCUUCUAUCGCCACUAUCCGUUCUAGCCGAAGGCGCGGAGCAGCAGCUCAAAAUCUCACUCGGCCCAGAAGUAACACCCGUCAGCACAGUCAACCAGCAGUAGAUGACCUCGCGAUGGAAAACUUGGAAAUCAGAGAUGUGCCAAUUGAUGAUGCGGUGAUCAAUGAUAUCCCCAUAGAAAAUCAGGCCAUAAAUCACCAACAGGCAAUGGAACAACCUCACCCUGUGGAAGUGGUGGAAGCUCCACGUCUUCAACAAGAUCCGCUGGUACCUGCAGCUCGACCUGCAAGAAGGAAUAGGAAUGCUUUGCUCCGCCCACGUCGAUCAUCAAGAAUCGCCCGGCGUACUAAUCUCAGGAGACUUAUGUACCGGCGAAGACGUCCACUCCCGUCAGCCCAAGAUCGCAGCUUCUGGACCAAGAUCUGGACCUUACCGGCGAAUCUUCUCAUAUAUCUCUCACCUGAAUGGGAGCCGAUUUGGUGCACUCGAGAUGUUCUUCGACAAAUCGUCUGGCACUUCAAGCCGAAUUUGCACAUCCCGUGUCGCACGCUGAAAGCAAAGUUGGUCGACCAAUUCCAAACUCAUGUCGUUUACCAGUACGGCGCCUACUAUGGAAUCUAAGGAAAAAUUUUGUCAAAAUAUCUUCUUUUCAGUUUUCAUUUCCCUUCUAUCAUACAUAGAUUCUAGACAAACAAUGACCGUACUCUAUCAUGCAUGUAAAUAUUUUGGCUCAAUCAAAGAAUCUCCUUUACGAUUUUUAUUUCCCCUCAUCUCAUUCAUGUAUAUAUUCUGCCUCCACCAACUAUACUUUCCUAGAAAAUAGUUCUCACUAGAAAUUUUUGAACAGAA